Molecule: messenger RNA, 2472 nt
Organism: Knipowitschia caucasica
Lineage: Eukaryota; Metazoa; Chordata; Actinopteri; Gobiiformes; Gobiidae
Source: the annotation of a GenBank genome assembly
AUGAUCGGCUCCCCAGACCUGCUGGCCUUCUCCGGAGCAGAGGGCUUUUCCAUGGAGGCCACCUCAGAGGAGGAACUGGAGGCGGCGAGUCUGCCCGAGGAGCUCUCUGUGCCACUGUUCAGCCCCGAAAACCCCUGGAGCAACUCUUCACGCUUCAACAGAGACUUCAUCCUGGUGGCAGAGUUCUCUGAGCAGGUGGGCCCGUCUCCGGUCCUCACCAUCCCGGACGACCCCAGGGUGAUGGGCUCCUUUGACUUGAACCACUUCUCAGUGCGUAUCAUGUCAGUGGACUACCAGGCGUCUGGGCCUGCCCCUGCCCCGCCCUCCUGCCCCGGGCCCAGGCUGAACUUCAGUGAGGACUCCCGUGUGGUGCUUGGGGACUCCGCCGAGGACGCCUACGCCUACGUCCACCACGUGACCCUGUUCGACCUGGAGGCUCGGGGCAUGGUGCGGCCCUUCUGCAUGGCCUACGUGUGCUCAGAGCAAUCCAAGCUCAUGGAGAACUUCUGCGAGCUGUCUGCGAGCUUCUCCAGGGCCUCGGACAGUCUGAAGACUGGCAACAGACAGGCCUUCUCCGCCGAGCUGCAGAGGAAGCUGCAAGAGCUCGAGUUCAAGCGGCUGUCCCUGAAGCAGGAGACCCUUCUUCCCCCUGUGCAGCAAGGGCCGAUAGGAGAGCCAUCGGACCUGGAGGUCUUAGAGCUGUCCAUCCACACCCACCGCGAGCUGCUGCGCCAGGUCACCUCCUACCCCAACAGAAAGCUCCGGCAGCCCGACUUCUUGCCCUACGAUCCGGCCGAGUCCCUCCCUGACUCCUCCCUGCUCCCCUUGGACCCCUGCCGUGAGCACCGGCCCCAGCUCAAGGCCCUCCCUGAGCUCUGCAACUCCUACUUCCUGGGCGUGGUGAAGGAGCAGCUAGCCGACACGGAGGCCCGGCUGCGGGGCGACCGUAGCGCUCUCAGGACCAACUCUGUCCUUGGCCCGCUCACCAAGUGCCUGCCGCUCACCAGUUUCCUGUUCGAGCUGUGGCCGAGCGACCCCUUGGAGGAGGAGGAGGAGGAGGAGAGGGGCCAAGUCAGAGCUAACUGCAGUCCUGAGGCCCCUGAAGCAGACCCGCUCAGCCUGGAGUCCUUCUUCUCCUGUGUCGAGGAGAUUCCCAUAAAGAUGGAGGCAGAGCGCAGAUGUACUUCAACCCUUGACCGCUCCGUUUCCAUGGAGAUGACUGGAAGCGUUAGUAGCAGCGACAGCAUUGAGGUGCUGACAACGGAGAAGUCUUUUCGGACACAGCAGAGCAACAGCGACUGUGAGAGCAAAGAGUCUCCAGGCCUGCUGGUGGAGCCGGUGUCCAAACGUGUGCCUGUAGAUGUGAGGCGGGGGAGAGCCUACGCCCGCCGGGCCAACAGCGAGGACAGCAUCGAAGUCCUGAGCACCACAGACUCCAUCUUACCCGAGGACCUGAGUGCCAUAACUGAGGAAGCAGAGCCCUCCCCACAGUCCAACAGGAAGCUGCCCCCCCAUCCUCCAAAAGAGCUCCCAGAGCCAUCAGAACCAGCAGCCCUAAGGCCCCACCAUACACAUGGACCAGAGGAGCAGGGGACCAAGACAGCCAUGCCCCCCCUGGAGCUGUCUGAGUGGCCCAGCCCUGGGUCUCUGGUGGAGUCUUUGCAGGUCACCUCUCUGUCUUCUAUGGCUCGCUGGUCCCAGGGCAGCCCACCGACUCGGCUCCUCAGUGUGGAUGAGCGCUCUGACUGCACCAGUGCCACAGGCUCCUCUGAUCCCCCAGCCGUACUCCUUUCUUCCACGCAGGGCAUCAGGAGGAGGCGCAGGAGACGCAGGAAAGCUGGGUUGCGAGCCCUGCGAUUCAUAAAGCAGCACUCUUACUACAAACACGUGCUCUACUGCCUACUGUCAGGGCGCCCCCUGGUGGUGGUAGGGGCAGACGAGGCUGUGCUGAGGAAGGUGGUGGACGGCCUGAGUCUGUUUGUGCCCGCGCCUGGACCGGAGCAGCGGGUGGUCCUUCCCAGUCUGAGCAGCCCCCUGCACCUCCCGGACCUGCUCACCUGGAGACUCAUUGGCAUCCACAGGUCUUCUGGGAGUGCCUCUGCUGGGGUGGUUUCCUCUCUGAGCCGCUAUAGCCGUUACCUGUCUGUGCUGGAGCUGGACCAGAGGACCCUGAAGGCCCCUUUGUACUCAGGCUCGCUGAUUGGGCACCUGGCAGAGGCACAGUGUGGCUUUAGCAGAGGUCUGACUUACCUUCUGCAUGUGGAGAGUGAACUGAGUGUGCUCCAAAACCAGGCUCUGCUCUAUGCCGUCUGUCCCCUCUACAGACAGCGUCUCAAACUGACUCACUGUGACCACAGAGUGCUGCAAUUUCUGUCUGACCUGGUGGCCCAGCAGCACGCAGGCCAAGGGCCCCCUGUGCUGACCUACACUUACAGCUCCAUGCACCUGCACCGGAAUACUGCUGCCCCCUAG